Pichia membranifaciens NRRL Y-2026 is the source of this 546-nucleotide messenger RNA. RefSeq lists its product as hypothetical. Gene Ontology annotation, molecular function: small GTPase binding; guanyl-nucleotide exchange factor activity. The transcript has a single exon. Gene Ontology annotation, cellular component: nucleus. Lineage: Eukaryota; Fungi; Ascomycota; Pichiomycetes; Pichiales; Pichiaceae. The coding region runs from base 1 to 546 and encodes 181 amino acids. The record is from RefSeq and is a predicted model, not a curated record. Gene Ontology annotation, biological process: protein import into nucleus.
AUGGCAGCUGAGUUCACAACCAAACAGCUUUAUGGUGGCGCCAUCACGAUGAGCGUCCCGGCAGACAUGGUCGAUGCGUCAGAAUUCCGACAGGUGCCGGACACACAGGAAGUCUAUGUCGGAAGGGAAAACCCGGACUACUCUGUCAUCGUCGACCUCCUUGAGUGUGUCCCCGGAAACACUGUAACAGAAGCCCUGGACGAGCACAUGCAGGAGAUCACCCGUCUAAACAGCGCCGUAGUCGGCCAGACCAAGGUGCUGAGCCAGCACGAGGUCCGUUCGGGCGACCCGCUGGCGGCACUCUGUGGAGUGAGGGUCUUCGAACAGCAGGUUCCCAAGUUCGGCAAGCAGCAGGACACCGAAAGCGUCAUCAUCACUAUAGCCCUCCUCCGUCUCCGGGCCCCUGCCUCCACGGACGUGUUGAUAACCUUCAACAAGCACGUGACCGGGCCGGAAGAGAAGGUCUCUGUGGCUAGUGUUGAAGAGGCUGCGACAGAAAUGGUCAAAUCUCUCACGGUGCGCAACGUAGCCUUGUUUGUCUCCUAG